This is a messenger RNA of Camelina sativa (false flax), 1185 nucleotides long. Its product is annotated as 3-isopropylmalate dehydratase small subunit 3. Lineage: Eukaryota; Viridiplantae; Streptophyta; Magnoliopsida; Brassicales; Brassicaceae. The record is from RefSeq and is a predicted model, not a curated record.
CCAAUUUUCCCUAUAUAAAAUUACUCUGUUUCCUUUCGUUUCGUGUGCUUCACAAACGAGGACCAAUAAGCAGCAAAACAAUGGCGACUUCUCUGCAUUCUGUAAACCAUGCACUCUUCAAAUCGGCUUCCACCUCAUCUCUCUCGCCAUCUCCUGUCUUCCGACUCAAUUCCACCACCGCGGGUUUCAACUUCAAACCACUUAUCUCCUCCUCCUCCGCGAUCAUCACACGCGCCGCCGUAUCUUCCUCCGAAUCAGGCGAGUCGCAUAACAGAGAGACAUUUCACGGCCUCUGCUUCGUCUUGAAAGACAACAUAGACACCGAUCAGAUCAUCCCCGCCGAGUACGGCACUCUCAUCCCUUCCAUUCCAGAAGACCGGGAGAAGCUCGGCUCGUUCGCGCUCAACGGCUUACCAAAGUUAUACAGUGAACGUUUCGUGGUUCCAGGGGAGAUGAAAUCGAAGUACUCAGUCAUCAUCGGCGGUGAUAACUUCGGCUGCGGAUCUUCCCGCGAACACGCUCCGGUCUGCCUCGGAGCUGCGGGAGCUAAAGCCGUGGUGGCGGAAUCGUACGCUAGGAUCUUCUUCAGGAACUGUGUAGCUACAGGUGAGAUCUUCCCGUUGGAAUCGGAGGUUAGGAUUUGCGACGAGUGUAAGACAGGGGAUGUGGUUACCGUCGAGCACAAGGAAGACGGUAGUAGUUUGCUGAUUAAUCAUACGACGAGGAAAGAAUAUAAACUGAAACCACUCGGUGAUGCAGGUCCGGUGAUCGACGCCGGUGGAAUCUUCGCUUAUGCUAGAAAAGCCGGCAUGAUUCCUGCGUCGUCCUCUGGUUGACUCGGAUGAUCCAUUAUUCCUGGUUUAGUCCGGUUUGUUUUAUUUGGUUCGAUAACCGGUAACUAAAACCAAUCUUGAAACCAAAAUAAUUCCUUUUCUUCCACGACUUUUUGUGAGCCACGUGGAAGCAUGAAGUGAAGUUUCUUUACUAGACGCUUCGUUUUCUUCUUCUCUCUUUGGGAUGUUUCAGCUUCUUUAGAUACAUUUGCAUGUGCUCUCGAACUCAGAGUUUUAAGCUUUCUUCUUCUGCCUUUCUCAUCUGUAGCAAGGUUUUUGUAGAAGAUUUUUGAUCUCUUUCAAUUGUAUUUUUGCUUCUUAUCAUAUAUAAAUAUAUACAUUUCGUUNUUUU